Molecule: messenger RNA, 1481 nt
Organism: Daucus carota subsp. sativus
Lineage: Eukaryota; Viridiplantae; Streptophyta; Magnoliopsida; Apiales; Apiaceae
Exons: 13
Coding region: 86-1294 (402 amino acids)
Molecular function (GO): epoxide hydrolase activity
Source: RefSeq, a predicted model, not a curated record
AACACACAUUUGCAUUGCAUUACCUUACAUAAUAAUAAACCUCCUCCUGUGACUGUACCUUGGCGCCAAACCCUGAUCAACUUCAAUGGCACUCCAUAUCUCUUCUCCUUCUCCUUCUUUUCAGUCACAUAAUUUUCCUCAUCGAUUACCAACUUCAUCCCCAUCUUCGCUUUCACCAGGCUCUCUCAGAUCAAGGACUCCUAUUCCCCGGAUCAAGAAACCGCUUGGUUUUAGCUGCCGGUCAAGCAAUGAAGAUUAUUAUAUCUAUGCUCCUGAAGAUAUUGGUGAUGGUUUCUCUUUCAGCGGAGGAAAGUAUGCAGAUGGAGAUGGAGACAGUCCUGCUGAUGAAUGGUUCAAACAGGGAAAAUAUGUAAAAGCUCAUCCUGUUUCUGGCACUGGUGAAAAGGCAAAGGAUCCGAUAUUUGGUCUAGCAAUGGGUGGCAGUUCUCAAGCCUCUGUUGAUCUUUUCAGAUGGUUUUGCGUCGAAAGUGGAAGUCCUGAUAAUCCUCCUAUAAUUUUAAUCCACGGCUUCCCUUCACAGGCUUAUUCAUAUCGUAAGGUUCUUCCCGUCCUAGCCAAGAAUUACUUUGUCAUUGCUUUUGAUUGGAUAGGCUUUGGAUUUUCCGAUAAGCCCCUCGCCAAAAAUGGUUUUGACUACACACUGGAUGAAUAUGUUUCGUCUCUGGAGUCUCUUAUUGAUCAGCUAGGCAUUAGCAAGGUGUCACUUGUUGUGCAGGGAUAUUUUGCACCAGUUGUUGUUAAAUAUGCAAGCAGUCAUCAAGAAAAGAUAAAUGAUCUCAUACUUCUGAACCCCCCUAUAACAGCGAAACAUGCCAACCUCCCUUCAACUCUGUCCAUAUUCAGUAACUUUUUGCUGGGAGAAAUAUUUUCACAGGACCCUCUAAGGGCCAGUGAUAAAGCCUUGAAAAGUGCUGGUCCUUACAAAAUGAAAGAGGCUGAUGCCAUGGUUUAUAGAAGACCUUACCUAAUAUCUGGUUCCUCAGGUUUUGCACUUAACGCCAUCAGUAGGUCGAUGAAGAAAGAACUCAAGAACUAUAUUGAGGAAAUGAAAACCACACUCAUGGAUGAUACUUGGAAAGUUCAAACUACAGUAUGUUGGGGACAGAGAGAUCGGUGGCUAAGCUAUGAUGGAGUUGUGGAUUUCUGCAAUGAUUCAAAGCAUCGGUUGGUGGAACUUCCUAGGGCAGGGCAUCAUGUACAGGAGGAUUCUGGUGAAGAAGUAGGACAACUCAUUGCUGGAAUAAUUCGCAAAAGGAGUUUCGGCAUUGCCUGAAAAUCAAAAUCUACUUUAAUUAAACAAUGCUUCAUUAUUAUAAUUUUUGCUGCUAGUUGAUAAACAAAAGUGGCUCUGUGUUGAAUCUGGAAGCAUCUGUCUUCCUGUUUCAGUCGUCACAAUAUACUAGCAAAAACUGUUACAACGGAUUUUAUAAAUGGUAAAAUACAAUGUGGAUUUAUUCUUA